GUAAAACAUAAAAAAAAUAGUUUUUUAAAAUGGGAAUAAUAGUUUUUAAACAAAUCGUAUAGUACAUAAUUUACCAAUUAAUGAUUUUUUUUAAAUAAUAAAUCAGUUAAAAGAUAUUAAAAAUAUUAAAAUAUUUGAAUUAGGACUUAGUUUAUUAAAAAAGAUUAUAACUUAACCAAAUUUAUAAGAAGAAAAUUAUGCUAUAACAACAAAUUACUUAUAUUCCCAAAAAGAUUGCAAAGAUGAUAAAAUACUAAUAAAAAUAAUUUAAACAUUAUUAAUGUUGUUUAGCCCUAAAAUAAUUCUUUGUAAAAAUUAUUAAUUAAUAUCAAAAGUUUUAAAUAUAUGUUUAGUUCUAUAAAGCAAUAAAGAUAUAAUGAUUAGAAAUACAUCAUUAGCUGGUCCAUUUUAAUUAAUUCAUAUAGUAUUUUAGCAUUUAAUAAAUUCCAUAAAAUAAACAUAAAAAUUAGAAAACUCAAGCGGUUCUUAAUCAGAUGGAAACGAAUCAAAAAAUAAAAUUUAUGAAGAGGAAAAUAAAGAAUAAACAAAAAUAAAAAGAAAUUCAGAAGAUGAAAUUUAAACAAUUAGCUAUUCGCAAGAACAUUGUGAUUAGAUAAAUGAUAUAUGUCUUAGAUUAUUUAACGAAAUAAUUUCUUUAAUGUUAGAUAAAUAAUUACCUGAAUGGGUUCCUCAAAAUAUAAAUGGGUUAUUGAUUUCAUAUUAGGAAAUAGGUUUUGAUUUAUUAUUAAGCCUUUUAAAAUAAAUAGGAAGACAUGUAAAGUAUUGUAAAUAAAUAGAAGAAUAAAUAACAAACAAAUUAGUAUCUUUUGCUAUUGAAAAUAUAAGUUAAGAUUACACUGAAUUUAAAUUUGGGAUUCGAAUUAUAUAAUUAAGUAGUAUUUUAGUCAAUAAUUAUUUUGGAUAUAAUGAAAUAUUAUAGAAAAUAUAUGUAGUUAAUAAAUCAAUAAAUAAAAUUUACAUAUACACAUUUAUGUAUGCAGAAUUAUUUAGUUUAUGUUUAAAUAAUCCUAAAUUUAUUUAUAUUUCUUUUGAAUAAGCAAACAAUAAUCUUAAUGAUUAAUAAGAUAAAAAUGCUUCCAGAGAACGCAAUUUAAUUAAAAUUUUAGAAAUUACACUUCUAAUGGCCUAAAGUAUUUCCUAAUUUCCUGAUGCUGAAUUAAGAAAAUAAAUAAACACUAAUAUUAAAGGUGGAAAAAUACUCGAAAGAAAUGAAAUAGAAUAUUAAAGUACUGAGCCUCCUUUAAUUAGUUAUAAUAUGUUUUAUAGUUUAUUAAUUGAAGUAAUAAAUCAUUUGACUGAAUCUUUAAUGAAAAUAUAUUAGGAAAGAUAAGAAAAAAUACAAAAUUAAAUUCCUGAUAAUAAUGAAAUAUCUAAUAUAAUAAAUUUAAUUUGGAAAGAUAAUUUAAGAAUUAUCAAAUAAUUACUUUCUAAAUAAGUUAGUGAAUAGUACUCUUAAAAUCUCUUAAAUUAAAUAUAAAAUUGGAUUAAUAUUGCAGGAUCGUUAUAAUUAUAUAAAAUUUGUGAUUAAUAUAUUAAAAUUUUAGCAAAUAAUUGUCUUCCUUAAAAAAAUAAUGAUGAACACAUACUUAAACCUAUUGAAAUUCAAUCUACAAAAAUACUUUUUAAUAUUGCACACUGCUUAGGAGGAAAAUUAGGAAAAAGCUCAUGGUUUAUAAUGUUAUAAACAAUGUAAAGAUUAGAUACUUUUUUUAAUAAAAAAUUGAUUUAAAUAGAUAAUAAUAAACCAUAAAAAGAAGAAGAUUUACUAGUCUAAUCUGAAUUAUAAAUAUUAUCAGAUAUAAUGAGUAAAUUGUUUUCUUCCAGUGAUAUAUUUGAUGAUAGUUUGUUAAUUAUAGUAAUUGAUUCAUUAAAUUAAUUAAAUUUGUCAAUAUUAGAAUAAAUAACAAUUGAAUAAUAAUAAAAAAAACCUUUUGAAUUAAAUAGUAAAAAAUUUGGAUUUUUGAAAUUAAAAGAAACAGUAUUAGUUAAUAUAUCAAGAAUAGAUCUAUUCUGGAGUUUAAUAAUUCCACAUUUAAUACUUCUAUCUUCCGAAAAAUAAGGCGAUUUGCGAAUGUUCUCUAUAGAUAUACUAAAUAAUAUCAUAAAUAAUGCUUUUAAUUAUUUUAGUUCAAACAUUUAUUCCCCAUCUUAAAAAAAUAAAAAAAACUUGAAAAAAGUAAUCUAAAAAUUCAAAGAAACAGACUCUUGGAAUCAAUAAAAUUGGCAAAAAUCUUUACUUAUGCCUUAUAAAGAAGUCAUAUUAUCCUAAUUUACUGAUACAUAGGAUAUAUUUUUAUUAAAUUUGAUAAAAAUUAUUCAAAACAAUGGUCAUGAAAUCAACUAAAACGGUUAUUUAGUAAUUUUAGAUAUUCUCCAAAUUGUAUCUACAGGCUAAUAAUUCCAAAACACUCUAACAUAGGGUUUAAAAUGUUUAAGUAUAAUAAUAAACUAACAUAUUACAAUAAUAAAUAGAUAUUAAUUAAAAAUAAUAAUUGACCUAAUAGAAAACUUCAGAUAAUCAUCAAAAGAUAAAAACUCAAUAUAUUAAUCUGUAGAAUUCCUUUGGAAUAUAGGCGAUCAAUUAGCCAAGCUACACUAAAAUCUCUUAAAAGACGAAAAUAUAGAUAACAAUUAAUUAAAACAAUAGCAACUAGUCGAAAUAGAGCUUUUAUGGGAAAGUUUAUUCUAGAAAUUAAUAAAUAUAAUAAACGAACCCCUAGAAGAGCUCAGAUAAUCCGCAAUAGUUACCUUAACGUAACUUUUUAUGACUAACAGUAUAUUUUUUAGCAAAAAAUUCUGGUUUCAUAUAAUAAAAGAGAUCUAUAUAAAAAACAUCGAAAAGUUAAUACAUAAAAUACUCCAAUAAUUCGAAGAAAACACCUCAUCUUUAAAUAAUCAAAUUAACAUUCACUCUCCCUAAUAUUAAAUUCAUUUACAAACUCCUAAAUUUUUCGGUAUUUCCGAAACUCCGAAAUUUUAAAUUUCCUCUUAGGAUUUGAGCAAAGUCCUAGCUCAUUCCCAAAUGUAAAAUUCCUAAAAAUUAAAGACCAAAGCAUGGGAAGAAACAUGCAUUAUAUUAAUCUAAUCUUUAUAAAAAAUACUCAAAAAAGGAUUCAAUGCUGAUAAUUUUAUCGAUUUAUACUUAAGUAUAAUCGCAAAAGGCAGAUAAGGCAUUCUAAUUAAUAAUUAAUAGCUUAUUUUGGAGUUUUUUAAAAUUAUUAAAGAUUUUGUACAAAAUAAAGGUUCUUUAGGUAUCAAAAUUAUCGACGAAAUCAAAGAUUUUAUUUUACAAUAUUAAUCCACAAUGGAAUUUAUUGGCUUAGACAUAGAAAAUGACAAGUAAUCAGAUUCUAGGAUAUCUAUAACUGAGACAAUUCCGGAAAUAAUUGAAACUUUCGAAAAUUUACUAUUAUGUGCAGGAGGUAUAGAAUCUAGAAGCGGAAUGAUUGUAAAUCUAUACAUAGAUUUCUACAAAAGCUCCCUUAAUUUUUGCCAAAGAAUUGAUUUUAUGAACUCUUCGCAUAGAAUGUUACUAUUUUAAGAUGAAAACGCUCGCUAAAUAUACGAUUAUGUUGAAAAUAUAGGUAUAUUAGUUCUUGAAAAGACAAAUUUUCAAAUUUAAAAUGAAUUUAUGCUUUUUAUGAACGAGCUUAUUAAUAUAAGAGUAGACAGUAGAUUAUCAUAUUUAAUGAAUAAGAAAUUUCUGAAAAUUUUCCAAAAUGUAAUUCUUAAUUAAUCUAUGCCAGGUGAACUAUAAGAUAUUUUUACGAAAUAUUAUUUCGCCAAAAUAGAAAAUAUACUUGAAUUGAGAUUCGAUAAAGAUUAUUUUGAACUUCAUAGUUAAAAAUUAUAAAUUAAAAAAUAUGUCCCUUUAUGGAUUUUCGUUUUUGAAUAAUUCAUUUAUUUAGCCAAAAAUUUCUCUUAAAAAAAUAAAUUUUAUACCGAAUUGUUCUUUAUUAUUGAAAAUUUGCUUAAAAGACCAAAAGAAAAAAUAUAUAUACUUCCAGUUGAUAUGUAAGAUUAUAUAAAAAAAGAGAUUAUUAAAAUAGAAGCUGUUUGUAUUGAAUUUAUUAUCGAAUAAAUGCUUUCUGAAGAACAAGAAUUAGACGAAUAUAUAAUAUCUAGAAUGAUCGAAAUUCUCGAAAACUAUAUAGAUUCUAAAAAGAAAACCUCAGAAAAUACUACAAGUACAGAUUUAUAAGAAAUUAACGAAAAUAAUGAUUUAGAAAUUCGCAAAAAUUACAUUUCGAAUUUUUUUUUAUUAGCUAAAGCUAAAUCUUCCAAAAACAAGAAAUUUGAAGAAGUAGCAAAAAUAGUUCUCCCUAUUUUGAUUUUAAGGUAACUUAUUACUUGUGAAUACUUACCUAUUACUUAAUGUUUACAAAGCAUUUUUAAAGAAAUAUAAUAAGAACUUAAUUUAAUUAAUUCAUGA
This is a messenger RNA of Ichthyophthirius multifiliis, 4453 nucleotides long. Its product is annotated as mon2, putative. NCBI's taxonomy places the organism in Eukaryota, Ciliophora, Oligohymenophorea, Hymenostomatida. The record is from RefSeq and is a predicted model, not a curated record. The transcript is spliced from 9 exons.